AUGAAUGCUGCCAUGUACAAGUCUCAGAGCAUGCAGUUCCCUUCAUCACCAUACUUCGCGUACAACACGAGCCCAGCCAUGAGUCCCAUGCAAGGCAACUUUUCAGACCUGGGCCGUGUAGACGAGAACAGCCAACACUACUUCCAGAAUGCUCAUUCGGUCCAUGAAAUGAGUGGUGCAUUCGAUGGUCGUAGAAUGUCUCAGCCCGACUUGCGGAUGAGACCACAUACUCCCGCAGAUCAACUUCAAAUUGGAUUCCCGCUGACUCCUCCAUGCACUGCGACUGUCAAUCAACAACCGAUGCAUUUCCCACGACCUCAACAGGCCACUCCGCCCAUUCAUUCGCCCGUCCCUGUCUCAAUGCAGCGAGGUCGUUCCCUUCAGGGCAUUGCUGAGCACGAAGAAUCACCACGGAAGCAACAAGCCUCGCCACGGCGCAUGAUUCAGCAGUCUAUGCUCCCGACACCCGCAAAGAGCCAGGCCUUUGAUGUUGCCGAUAUGCCAAGUCCCUCACCGCAACGUGAGACAAGCAACACCGAUCCCAUGGGUUUCUUUGGCGAUCCCACCGGCUCCCCUCCAGCCUCAGUCAGCAACCUCAAAACUCGGCCAGCUCCGAUUCUUACCUCAACACAUAAUCGAUCCAACAGUCAUUCGCCAAAUCGACCUGCUCUGUCGCCGCGUCGUGCUUCGAUCUCGGAUCUUCAUCUCGAGCCUGGUAUUCAAGCUUCCAUCGAGGAGACCAAUGUUACACUCGACGACAUCGCUCAGUACAUCGAAGGCCCUGACCCGAUCGACAACAAGUGGAUCUGUAAGUUUGAUGACUGCGACAAGCGCUUCGGUAGGAAGGAGAACAUCAAGUCUCAUGUGCAGACUCACCUAGCGAUCGCCAGUUCCGAUGUGAUCACUGUCGGAAGUGCUUCGUCCGUGGCCACGACUUGA
Cyphellophora attinorum is the source of this 939-nucleotide messenger RNA. RefSeq lists its product as uncharacterized. The record is from RefSeq and is a predicted model, not a curated record. NCBI's taxonomy places the organism in Eukaryota, Fungi, Ascomycota, Eurotiomycetes, Chaetothyriales, Cyphellophoraceae. The transcript has 2 exons. The coding region runs from base 1 to 939 and encodes 312 amino acids.